Messenger RNA from Nothoprocta perdicaria, 2815 nucleotides. RefSeq names its product seizure related 6 homolog like (gene SEZ6L). Gene Ontology annotation, cellular component: endoplasmic reticulum; neuronal cell body. Bases 1 to 2661 code for a protein of 886 amino acids. The record is from RefSeq and is a predicted model, not a curated record. Gene Ontology annotation, biological process: synapse maturation. NCBI's taxonomy places the organism in Eukaryota, Metazoa, Chordata, Aves, Tinamiformes, Tinamidae. The transcript has 18 exons.
AUGCCGGGGCCGCGCGGGCUCUGCCUGCUCGCCCUGCUGCUCGCCAGCCCCGCGGCCCCGCGCCCAGAUGGCAGCCUGGAGGCGGCGCCGGGCCCUGCGCGCUCCGGCGGCGCCGCCGCGGACGCUCCUGCGGGCAGCGUGGCCCCGGCGCCCGGCGCGGCCCCGCAGCUCCCGCCGGCCGGCACCACCAACGCCGUCCCCGUGCCGGCAGAGCCCGCGCGCAGCCGCGUCCCGCCGGCGCCGGCCGACGCCAAACCCACGGCGCCCGGGAGGAGGAAGGCGCCGGCCGGGAACAGCGCUGCGCCCAGCGUGACCAGUGGCACCGGGAGCGGCAGCCGCGGCUCCGCGUGGGACGAGGGCCAGGAGACCACCACGUCCACCAUCGUGACCACCACGGUGACCACCAGCGAGCCCAGCCCAGUUGUCUGCAGCAUGAGCUUCUACGAGCCCGAGGGCUACAUCGACUCCACCGACUACCCGCCGCUGCCGCGCCACAGCUUCCUGGAGUGCACCUACAACGUCACCGUCUACACGGGCUACGGGGUGGAGCUGCAGGUGAAGAGCGUGAACCUGUCGGAGGGCGAGGUGCUCUCCAUCCGCGGCGUGGACGCGGGCGCGCUGGUGCUGCUCGCCAACCAGACGCUGCUGGUGGAGGGCCAGGUCAUCCGCAGCCCCACCAACACCAUCUCCGUCUACUUCCGCACCUUCCCGGACGAGGCGCCGGGCACCUUCCAGCUGCACUACCAGGUGUUCAUGCUGAGCUGCAGCUUCCCGCGGAGACCCGACUUCGGCGACGUCACCGUCAUGGACUUGCACUCGGGCGGCAUCGCCCACUUCCACUGCCACCUGGGCUACGAGCUGCAGGGUCCCAGGGUGCUGACGUGUAUCAACGCCUCCAGGCCCCACUGGAGCAGCCCCGAGCCCAUCUGCUCAGCGCCCUGCGGCGGCGCGGUGCACAAUGCCACCAUCGGCCGCGUGCUGUCGCCCAGCUACCCCGCGAACCAGAGCGGCGGCAUGGCCUGCGCGUGGACCAUCGAGGCGCCCCCGGGCCAGAAGCUCCACCUGCACUUCGAGAAGCUGCUGCUGGACGAGAAGGACAGGAUGGUGGUGUACAGCGGCCGCACCAACCGCUCGGCCGUGCUCUACGACUCGCUGCGCGCCGACAGCGUGCCCUUCGAGGGCAUCAUCAGCGACGGCGCCGCCAUCCGCAUCGACUUCGCCGCGGCCGAGCCCGCCGCCGCCACCGCCUUCAACAUCCGCUUCGAAGCCUUUGAGCGCGGUCACUGCUACGAGCCCUACAUCCAGAACGGGAAUUUCACAACCUCCGACCCCACGUACAACCUGGGCACCACGGUGGAGUUCACCUGUGACCCGGGGCACUCCCUGGAGCAGGGCCCCGCCGUCAUCGAGUGCGUCAACAUGCGGGACCCGUACUGGAACGACACCGAGCCGCUGUGCCGAGCCCUGUGCGGCGGGGAGCUGAGCGCUGUGGCGGGGGUGAUCCUGUCCCCCAACUGGCCCGAGCCCUACACCGAGGGAGAGGACUGCAUCUGGAGGGUCCACGUGGGCGAGGAGAAGCGGCUUUUCCUGGACAUCCAGCUCCUCAACAUCACCAACAGUGACAUCCUCACCAUCUAUGACGGGGACGAGCUCAGCGCCCGCGUCCUGGGGCAGUUCGUGGGCAGCAGCGGCCCCCAGAAGCUCUAUUCCUCCAGCCCCGACCUGACCAUCCAGUUCCACUCGGAUCCGGCCGGGCUGGUCUUCGGGAAGGGACAGGGAUUCAUCAUGAACUACGUGGAGGUUUCCCGCAACGACUCCUGCUCGGACCUGCCUGAGAUCCAGAACGGCUGGAAGACCACGUCGCACACGGAGCUGGUGCGGGGCGCCAGGAUCACCUACCAGUGCGACCCGGGCUACGACAUCGUGGGCAGCGACACGCUCACGUGCCAGUGGGACCUCAGCUGGAGCAGCGACCCUCCCUUCUGCGAGAAGAUCAUGUACUGCACGGACCCCGGCGAGGUGGAGCACUCCACGCGCCUCAUCUCCGACCCGGUGCUGCUCGUGGGCACCACCAUCCAGUACACGUGCAACCCGGGCUUCGUGCUGGAGGGCAGCUCCCUGCUCACCUGCUACAGCCGCGAGACCGGGACGCCCAUCUGGACCUCGCGGCUCCCGCACUGCGUCUCCGAGGAGUCCCUGGCCUGCGACAACCCGGGGCUGCCGGAGAACGGCUACCAAAUCCUCUACAAGCGCCUCUACCUGCCGGGAGAGUCGCUCACCUUCAUGUGCUACGAAGGCUUUGAGCUCAUGGGGGAGGUGACCAUCAAGUGCAUCCUGGGCCAGCCCUCCCACUGGAGUGGCCCGCUCCCCAUGUGCAAAGUGAAUCAAGACAGUUUCGAGCACGCGCUGGAAGUAGCAGAAGCCGCUGCGGAGACCUCGCUGGAGGGGGGCAACAUGGCCUUAGCCAUCUUCAUCCCGGUGCUCAUCAUCUCCCUGCUGCUGGGGGGCGCAUACAUCUACGUGACGAGGUGCAGAUACUACUCCAGCCUCCGCCUGCCCCUCAUGUACUCGCACCCGUACAGCCAGAUCACGGUGGAAACGGAGUUCGACAACCCCAUCUAUGAGACAGGGGAAACGCGGGAAUACGAGGUGUCCAUAUAACGGCAGCGAGGAGGGAGCCGCCGGCUGCGAGCUUAACCUGCUCUCUAGACGUUCCUCCGUAACUAACCCAGAGACUGCGUGGAGUUUGGUUGGACCCCGGACCCUCUUGUCUUUCCUUUUGCCUCUUUUCCGAAGGUUUUACUGUUUUCUUCAC